GAUUAUGCAAGUACAUAAGGCAGAAGGCACAUAAUCGAGGACUUCUAAUCUCGAAAUGUUUUAUAAUUUUAUUUUGUGAAUUUUGCUCACAAUACCGAGUUACAGUCUUCAGCAGCUAUGACCCUGUUUCAGCAGCCGCGCUGGCUGCGUCGCUGGAUCCGGCGACGAAUGAACCCGCUACCGAUCAGUAAAGCCGCAAAGUGGAAGGGCAGGCUCAGUAUCUUGUACGGGCUGCUCGCUUGGAAUGCGCUCGGCUUCGUGGCCUACCAGAUCUACAAUGGCAAAAACGAUUGGGCUAAGUAUUAUGGUUACAAAACGGAUGCGGAAGAUGCCCUGCCUCAAGCUUAUCGAAUAGCCAAACAGCUGAAGAUAGAAAAUGCUCGAGUCGUGAAAUUUGCAGGGAUUUCGAAAAGAGACGAGUACGAGAUUAAGGACAUGGAGAUUGUUCGGGAAGAAAAUGAUUCGCAGAACAGAACAUGAACUAAUGUAGUUUUUUAUCGUUUCGAUAUUUUAUUUCUGUUCUAGUACUAGCAGGAUACAUGCUUGAUAAAAUAUAAUUCUAACCUCAUAUCGCGGGUUGAUUUUGUAAUUAUAAAAACAGUAAUUAUUUGUGAUGUUUUAAAACGACGUUAGCUAAAACUUUUGAAAUGAUGUUGUUUUUGCUGCGUAUUGUCACAUGUUACAACCAUUGAUGAAGAGCUAUUUGCGGUCUGCACGAUCAUCGAUAAUACGUCACUAGUAUACUUUCCUAGUUACCAAGGAACUGUUGGAUAUCACAUUUUUGAAACGUUUAAUAAAGCCGUUACUGAAAGCUUGCAA
Sabethes cyaneus is the source of this 819-nucleotide messenger RNA. RefSeq lists its product as uncharacterized. The record is from RefSeq and is a predicted model, not a curated record. The coding region runs from base 118 to 480 and encodes 120 amino acids. NCBI's taxonomy places the organism in Eukaryota, Metazoa, Arthropoda, Insecta, Diptera, Culicidae. The transcript is spliced from 3 exons.